Messenger RNA from Aspergillus terreus NIH2624, 966 nucleotides. RefSeq lists its product as uncharacterized. Lineage: Eukaryota; Fungi; Ascomycota; Eurotiomycetes; Eurotiales; Aspergillaceae. The record is from RefSeq and is a predicted model, not a curated record. Gene Ontology annotation, molecular function: 8-oxo-dGDP phosphatase activity. The transcript is spliced from 2 exons. The coding region runs from base 1 to 966 and encodes 321 amino acids.
AUGCCAAAAACUAUCCUCGACAUCGUCAAAGAAUGCGACAACUUCAUCCACCCCACCGAAGACCCCAUAAAAUACACCCAAAGCCUCCAAACCUACUACGUCUUCCGACUACCCGACUGUCCCACGCCUCUGGGCUACAUCCCCGCAUCCAUCAUCCCACAGAUCAUCUGGUCCCCAGAAUGGUGGUGCAUCAACCACACGUCCAAAACCGUCACGCUGACGGCGCCGGGGCCCGCGCCAGCCCGCACCCAGCGCCUCGCGCAGACCCUCCACGACACGCGCGCCGCCCGCAGCCUCGCCCUCCUCUCCGGCUGGCGCAACGAGACCUUCCCCGUGUACGGGCCACGCGGCGACGUGCUGCUUGAGAUCGAGCGCGCCGCCAGCGCGCUGUUCGGCGUCGUCACCUACGGCGUGCAGCUGCUGUGCUAUGUGCGUUGCCGGGACGGCGGGCUCGCGCUGUGGAUCGCGCGCCGCGCCGCCGCGAAGCAGACGUACGCGGGCAUGCUGGACUGCACGGCGGCGGGCGGGCUGGCGGCGCGGAUGCGGCCGGUGGAGGGCGUGGUGCGCGAGGCGGCCGAGGAGGCGUCGUUGGCGGCGGAGACGGUGCGCGCGCGCGUGCGCGCGACCGGGUGUGUGUCGUAUUUCCAUGUGCGGGGCGCGGACGCCGGCGGCGAGACGGGCCUGCUGCAGCCUGAGGUCGAGUAUACGUACGAGAUGGAGCUGGGGGAGGGGGAGGAGCCGCGGCCGGGGGAUGGUGAGGUCGCGGAGUUUAGGUUGUGGGGGAUUGAGGAGGUUGUUGCGGCGCUGCGGAGGGGCGAGUUUAAGCCGAAUAGUGCGGUGGUUGUGGUGGAUUUCUUGGUGCGGCAUGGGGUUGUGACGCCGGAGAAUGAGAGGGAUUAUGUUGAGAUUGUGGCGAGGUUGCAUCGGCGGUUGGAGUUUCCUGUGUGUACUGUACCUAUGGGUUAG